Messenger RNA from Dibothriocephalus latus, 210 nucleotides. The record is from the annotation of a GenBank genome assembly. Lineage: Eukaryota; Metazoa; Platyhelminthes; Cestoda; Diphyllobothriidea; Diphyllobothriidae.
UCUCAGGCCGAUCCUCUUCAACAACGGAGUGUGAACUCUGCUGCCGCUGGGCCCGAAGAAAUGUCCCUGGAGGAACUGAUGCACCCGCGGGUAGCUACCAUCGUUUCCCGUCCCUCCGACUCCUCCCUGCACAGUAAUCCCCUCCUCCUCCACUCAGGAUCUGAGACUUCCUCCAAUUUAGCUCUGCCGGACGAGAUAUUUCGCCUGUAG